AUGUCCCGCGUUACUACAGAAGCGCUGCCUUACAUGGAGCCGUCAAGCCUUCGCCCACCGAUAGAGCGGAUUGGAGGAGGGGAGGGAGGGUCGACCGGCCACAGUCGUAGCGCCAGUCGGAUCAAGCUCACGGGUCACAAAUCCAUCAGCAGUCACCAUGCGACCCUCUCCAUUGAAGCCGUCGCGGCUCGACAUUCCACUUCACUUGGGCACGGCCUACACCCCUCCGAUGCCUCGACGCGCCUCCACAUCCAAGGACCGAACGAGCUACCUCACGAGGAGCCCGAGCCACUAUGGCUGCGAUUUGUUCAACAAUUCAAGGAAACCUUGAUCCUACUCCUAUUGGCAAGCGCUGGUAUUUCUGCAAUCAUGGGCAACUAUGAGGAUGCCAUCUCAAUAGCAAUUGCAGUGACGAUUGUGGUCACGGUCGCAUUUGUCCAGGAAUACCGGAGCGAGAAGAGCUUGGAAGCGCUGAACAAACUGGUCCCUCACUUUGCGCAUGUAAUACGGACUGUAGCGGACGUAAACGGCGAGGCGAAAGGACCAGGAAAUUCGAGUGCUGCAAACGCGGAGUCUGCGAGCACAACCAUUUCCGCACAGCAGCUAGUGACAGGUGAUUUAGUACUGUUUCACACUGGCGACAGGAUACCAGCCGAUAUCAGAAUUACAAAAAGCGCAGAUCUGAGCAUUGAUGAGAGCAAUUUGACAGGAGAGAAUGAGCCGGUGGGGAAGACAGCGAAUGUGGUGAAUGUGGGUGCGGUGAUGAAUGGACACGCCGAUCCAAAUGCCUACCAGGGGACAGUAGCUGGAGGGGACAUACGCCUUACGGACCAGAUGAACAUUGCAUUCCAGGGUACGCUGGUUCGCUCAGGCUACGGCCAGGGCAUUGUCAUUGCAACCGGCGGGGACACGGAAUUUGGUGCUAUAAGCGCAUCGCUGCAGGAGAUCGAGGCGCCCAGGACACCUCUCCAGCAGACCAUGGACAGUUUAGGCAAGGACCUCAGCYAUAUGUCCUUUGGUGUCAUUGGAUUGAUCAUGCUGGUGGGCUUAUGGCGAGGCAUGGCUUUCCUCGAGCUGUUUCAAAUUGGGGUUUCUCUGGCAGUUGCAGCCAUCCCCGAGGGGCUGCCCAUCAUCGUGACGGUCACGCUCGCGCUGGGUGUGUUGAGGAUGAGCAAAAGGAAUGCCAUUGUGCGGAGACUUCCCUCCGUCGAAACACUUGGAUCGGUCAAUGUUGUCUGUUCCGACAAGACGGGAACCCUUACUGUCAAUCACAUGACUGCGACUAAGAUGUGGUCCUUUGGGGACAGUGCGCCCCAGGAAGUGUCGAAGGUGCAGACAAGUUCUCCCAACGGCACCACCACACAGGCGGUUCUUCGUGCCGCCAAUGUUGUCAACAAUGCCCGACUCAACACGCAUUCACACGGUCAGGUGACUGCCGCAAGCGCAGCUGUACUGGCCAGCACUGGUGGCGACGAUCUUGCAGACGCCAAGUCCCGCUGGGCUGGUCAACCCACGGACGUAGCACUCCUCGACUUGUUGGACAAUUUCCACGAAGACGAUGUCCGCAGUCGAAUCGGCGAGCGCAAGCACGAGAUACCCUUUUCCAGCGAACGCAAAUGGAUGGGUGUAAUAGUUGAAGGCAGCGAUGGGAAUGACACUGCCUACAUCAAGGGUGCAUUGGAGAGAGUAAUCGCCCGGUGUGACACAUACAUAUCUUCCCUGGCCGGUGAAGUUGUCAUGGAUGCCACACGAAGAGCAGAGGUAGAGCGUGCCGCCCAGACCAUGGCAGAAGAAGGACUCCGUGUGCUUGCAUUCGCAUCGGGACCUGUCAAAAUGAAUUCCAAGCCUCGAUCUCGUUCUACCACUCCUAACCCACCUUCAACAUCCAACGAUGAAACGUACUCGGGUCUGUGCUUUGCAGGGCUCGUGGGCAUGUCAGAUCCUCCGCGUAAAGGCGUAGAUCGAUCUAUUCGCCGUCUCUUGGCUGGUGGAGUGAAAGUCAUCAUGAUAACAGGUGACGCAGAAACUACUGCAGUAGCCAUUGCCAAAAAGCUCGGUAUGCCCAUCAACUUGAAUUCGGCACUUGGAUCUCCGGUCCUCCGUGGCGACCAACUGGACAACAUGUCACCCGGAGAUCUUGCAGGCGUUAUGGAUCGCAUCUCCAUCUUCGCCCGCACAUCGCCAGAGCACAAACUCAAGAUCAUCUCCGCACUGCAAUCUCGCGGAGACGUGGUUGCAAUGACCGGUGAUGGUGUAAACGAUGCUCCCGCGUUGAAGAAGGCGGAUAUUGGAAUCAGCAUGGGAAAAUUGGGAACAGACGUGGCGAAAGAAGCCGCAGACAUGAUUCUCACCGACGACGACUUCAGCACCAUCCUAAGCGCGAUCGAAGAGGGGAAAGGAAUCUUCUAUAACAUUCAGAAUUUCUUGACCUUUCAGCUCUCCACAAGCGUGGCGGCGCUAGGUUUAGUCAUGAUGAGCAGUCUGGGAGGGUGGAAGAAUCCACUCAAUGCGAUGCAGAUCUUGUGGAUCAAUAUUCUCAUGGACGGCCCUCCAGCCCAAUCCCUCGGCGUAGAGCCCGUGGAUCCCGCUCUUCUGACCCUCCCUCCCCGACCUCGAAACGCCCGCGUCCUAACCCCACGCCUAAUAAGACGCGUCCUUCAAUCCGCGACUAUCAUUCUCCUCGGCACAUUGUAUACCUACGUCUCGAACCUCACGACCGAGGAUCUGGCAGCUCAUUCUGUUUCCGCACGAGAUACCACCUUGACAUUUACGCAAUUCGUUGUCUUUGACAUGUUCAAUGCACUUUCCUGCCGGUCCGCUACCAAGAGCGUUCUCAAGGGGGAGCUACCGCUUUGGGGAGAGGGAGGCAAUUCCAUGUUUAAUUUUGCAGUGCUGGGUAGUUUGGUGGGGCAGGGACUUGUCGUGUAUUUCCCUCCUCUGCAGGGAGUGUUUCAGACAGAGGCGUUGGGAUGGUGGGACCUAGGGAGGUUGGUGGCUGUUGGUAGUUUGGUGCUUUGGGUCGACGAGGGGAGGAAGUGGUGGGAACGGAGGAAAUCAGGGGGUGGGAGCGCCGGGAGAGGCUACAGUUCGAGGGUUUAA
Molecule: messenger RNA, 3099 nt
Organism: Ramularia collo-cygni
Lineage: Eukaryota; Fungi; Ascomycota; Dothideomycetes; Mycosphaerellales; Mycosphaerellaceae
Product: related to calcium/mangenease P-type ATPase
Exons: 2
Coding region: 1-3099 (1032 amino acids)
Biological process (GO): intracellular calcium ion homeostasis; calcium ion transmembrane transport; manganese ion transport
Cellular component (GO): Golgi membrane; plasma membrane; endoplasmic reticulum
Molecular function (GO): ATP hydrolysis activity; ATP binding; P-type calcium transporter activity
Source: RefSeq, a predicted model, not a curated record